Molecule: messenger RNA, 1883 nt
Organism: Ziziphus jujuba (common jujube)
Lineage: Eukaryota; Viridiplantae; Streptophyta; Magnoliopsida; Rosales; Rhamnaceae
Product: zinc finger CCCH domain-containing protein 49
Exons: 4
Coding region: 214-1734 (506 amino acids)
Cellular component (GO): Prp19 complex; U2-type catalytic step 2 spliceosome; U2-type catalytic step 1 spliceosome
Molecular function (GO): pre-mRNA binding; U6 snRNA binding; metal ion binding
Source: RefSeq, a predicted model, not a curated record
AAUGUUUCCCCAAAUUCUGAGACUCCGCAAAGGCGCAAACCCUCUCUCUUCAUCCCGACGUCCUCCCCUCUUGCAUGUCUCUGAAAUCUCUUGCGCAAAUUCAAAUUGAUAUCCAAUAAGAUUCCGAAAUCUGUGCUACAUAUUAACAAAAAUAGUCCCUCUAAUUCUCUCCAGAGACUGCAAAGGGAUAUUAGGGUUAGGUCACAAACACGCAUGGCGCACAGGUUGCUUAGAGAUCUUGAAGCCGAUGGUUGGGAACGCUCCGACUUUCCCAUAAUCUGCGAGUCUUGCCUCGGCGACAACCCUUACGUUCGCAUGACAAAAGCGGAUUAUGACAAGGAGUGCAAGAUUUGUACAAGGCCGUUCACGGUUUUCAGAUGGAGGCCUGGUCGUGAUGCAAGAUAUAAGAAAACAGAGAUUUGUCAGACUUGCAGUAAGUUGAAAAAUGUCUGCCAAGUUUGCCUUCUGGAUUUGGAAUAUGGACUGCCAGUGCAAGUUCGAGACACCGCUCUGUCCAUCAAUUCUAAUGAUACUAUUCCCAAGAGUGAUGUCAAUAGAGAGUAUUUCGCCGAGGAGCAUGACCGCAGGGCUAGAGCUGGUAUAGAUUAUGAAUCUUCUUACGGGAAGGUUCGCUCAAAUGACACUAUUCUGAAGCUUCAAAGGACAGUACCAUAUUAUAAAAGGAACCGUGCACAUGUUUGCAGUUUCUACAUCCGGGGUGAAUGUACAAGAGGUGCUGAGUGUCCUUACAGGCAUGAGAUGCCCAUAACUGGGGAGUUGUCACAGCAAAAUAUUAAAGAUCGUUACUAUGGAGUCAAUGAUCCAGUGGCACUCAAGCUACUUAACAAGGCUGGAGAGAUGCCCUCUUUGGAACCUCCCGAGGAUGAGAGCAUAAAAACCCUUUAUGUGGGAGGGCUUGAUGCCAGAAUCAGUGAGCAAGAUUUAAGGGAUCACUUUUAUGCUCAUGGUGAGAUCGAGUCUGUUAGGAUGGUUCUACAACGAGCCUGUGCUUUUGUAACCUACACAACCAGAGAAGGGGCAGAAAAAGCUGCUGAAGAGCUGUCAAAUAAACUAGUAAUAAAGGGAUUGAGGUUGAAGCUUAUGUGGGGUAGACCACAAGCACCCAGACCAGAGGCAGAUAGUUCGGAUGAAGCAAGACAGCAGGCGGUAGCUCAUAGUGGGUUGUUGCCUCGAGCUGUCAUAUCCCAGCAGCAAAACCAAUUGCACCCGGCCAGUACACAUGACCAAGGCACAUCCAUGCAGUACUAUAACAUCCCUCCUCCACCUCAGCAGGAGAGGGCUUAUUAUCCAUCAAUGGACCCUCAAAGAAUGGGUGCCCUUGUUACCUCGCAAGAUGGGGCUCCCAAUGGGCCGUCAGGAUCAGGUGAGAACAAAUCUGGACUGGAAAAGCAGCAACAGCAUUAUGCAUUUCAAGCUAUGCCACCACCACAUGGGCAAUACCACCAGCAAUAUUAUCCUCCAUAUGGAUACAUGCCUCCACCGCCACCACCUUAUCAGCAGUACCCUCCAUAUCAUUCCGCAAUGCCCACAUCACAACCACCGCCGAUGAACCAGCAGUACCAGCAUUCUGCGACACAAGGGCCUGCACCUGCACCCUCAGGUUCUACACCUGCAUCAUCUGGGUCUGCUCCAGGGUCUACAACAUCUGAAUCUGCUCCUCCUGGGUCUACACCAUCUGCAUCUGCUCCUACAGCAGCUUCAUCUCAGCAAUGAAACCUAUCCUCUUGUAUUGUUUUCAAUUUUGGUUAUAAAAUCGACUUACUUGAUUAUUACUCGACUCAAACUGGCCUUGUAAUAUGAAUUUGAAAAUGUUUACUGGACUUUCUGCAGAUCAUUCAAGUAUUCAGGGAGUAUUAAAAUCA